AUCAUCAAAAAUGGGCAAAGGCGAUCCUAAGAAGCCGAGAGGUAAAAUGUCUUCAUACGCGUUCUUUGUGCAAACCUGCCGGGAGGAGCACAAGAAGAAACAUCCAGAUGCUUCAGUGAACUUUUCAGAGUUCUCAAAAAAAUGCUCAGAACGAUGGAAGACUAUGUCCUCUAAGGAGAAAGGGAAGUUUGAAGACAUGGCAAAGGCUGACAAGCUUCGUUAUGAAAAAGAAAUGAAAAACUAUGUACCACCUAAGGGGGAAACAAAAAAGAAGUUCAAGGAUCCAAAUGCACCGAAGAGGCCUCCUUCGGCAUUUUUCUUGUUUUGCUCUGAGUUUCGUCCAAAAAUCAAAGGAGAACAUCCUGGUCUGUCCAUUGGAGAUGUUGCAAAGAAGCUGGGAGAGAUGUGGAAUAACACCGCUGCAGAUGAUAAACAGCCUUAUGAAAAAAAGGCUGCUAAACUGAAGGAGAAGUAUGAAAAGGAUAUUGCUGCAUAUCGGGCCAAAGGGAAGGUCGAUGCAGGAAAAAAAGUAGUUGCCAAGGCCGAGAAGAGCAAGAAGAAGAAGGAGGAGGAGGAAGAUGAGGAUGAAGACGAGGAGGAUGAAGAUGAUGAAGAAGAGGAAGAGGAGGAGGAUGAAGAUGAUGAUGAUGAUGAAUAAGUCUCUUUUAGAGCAAUUUCUUUCUUGUCUAUAAAGCAUUUAACCCCCCUGUACACAACUCACUCCUUUUAAAGAAAAAAAAAAAUUGAAAUGUAAGGCUGUGUAAGAUUUGUUUUUAAACUGUACAGUGUCUCUUUUUUUGUAUAGUUAACACACUACCGAAUGUGUCUUUAGAUAGCCCUGUCCUUAGUGGUAUUUCAAUGGCCACUAACCUUGCCUGGUACAGUGUGGGGGUUGUAAAUUGGCAUGGGAGUUUUAAAGCAGGUUCUUGUUGGUGCACAGCACAAAUUAGUUAUGUAAGGGGAUGUAGUUCAUUCUUCAUCUUCAGUUGUCUCUGAUGCAUCAUAAAAGUAAUUGUUGUUCUGUUAACUGAAUACCACUCUGUAAUUGCAAAAAGGAAAAAAAAAAAGUUGCAGCUGUUUUGUUGACAUUCUGAAUGCUUCUAAGUAAAUACAAUUUUUUUUAUUAG
This is a messenger RNA of Charadrius vociferus (killdeer), 1127 nucleotides long. RefSeq names its product high mobility group box 1 (gene HMGB1). The transcript has 4 exons. Gene Ontology annotation, molecular function: DNA binding, bending. Gene Ontology annotation, biological process: regulation of transcription by RNA polymerase II. NCBI's taxonomy places the organism in Eukaryota, Metazoa, Chordata, Aves, Charadriiformes, Charadriidae. The record is from RefSeq and is a predicted model, not a curated record. Gene Ontology annotation, cellular component: nucleus. Bases 11 to 658 code for a protein of 215 amino acids.